AUGGCGAGUCAGAACACCGAACAGGAGUAUAAAGACAAGCUGGCCUCGUCUGUUGGUGGAGAGCCAACAAGCGGGGACCCAUUUAGUUCUUCACCUGAUCCAAAUCCAGAUUCCAGCGAAGUUUUGUACAGACACAAGGACCACGCCGUGAGCCAAGAUCCAGGCUCCCAAGUUAACUCACUACCAGAAGACUGAAACCAAUCCGUGGUCAACACGGAAGACAACCACAACCUUUUUAGGCUCUCCUUCCCAAGAAAGCUUUGGAUGAUGGUGGAGGAAGACACAUUCAAGUCUGUGAGCUGGAACGAUGAUGCAGACACCAUGAUCAUCGAGAAGGAUCUCUUCCAGAGGGACGUUCUUCAACGGAGAGGUGCAGAGAGGAUUUUCGAAACAGACAGCUUGAAGAGUUUCAUUCACCAACUGAACCUCUAUGGAUUCUGCAAAACACGCCCAAGCAACUCUCCAGGAAAAAAGAAAAUGAUGGUAAAGUAGAAAGUAUUUCUGUAAUCCCUUUUCUCUCUUUCUCAAACAUAUCUUCAUAAGACACUAAUAUAAAGAAUAUACUGUAA
This is a messenger RNA of Chlorocebus sabaeus (green monkey), 569 nucleotides long. Its product is annotated as heat shock transcription factor, X-linked member 3-like. Lineage: Eukaryota; Metazoa; Chordata; Mammalia; Primates; Cercopithecidae. Gene Ontology annotation, molecular function: DNA-binding transcription factor activity; sequence-specific DNA binding. The record is from RefSeq and is a predicted model, not a curated record. Gene Ontology annotation, biological process: regulation of DNA-templated transcription.